Magallana angulata is the source of this 606-nucleotide messenger RNA. Its product is annotated as peroxidase-like protein. Lineage: Eukaryota; Metazoa; Mollusca; Bivalvia; Ostreida; Ostreidae. Gene Ontology annotation, biological process: response to oxidative stress. Gene Ontology annotation, molecular function: peroxidase activity; heme binding. Bases 1 to 606 code for a protein of 201 amino acids. The transcript has 3 exons. The record is from RefSeq and is a predicted model, not a curated record.
AUGUAUAAGAGACCGAUAAUUUCCGUGUUGAUAUUCGCUGCCUCCAUUUUGGGACUGCAAGGCCAGGACUUAGAAUCAGUGGUCCGGGAUGCGGUAACCUCGGCGUUUAGCAGGGGCAGGGAAAAUAGAAUGCCACCGGGAGAAGGUUCUCGUCGUAACUUUGCUGCUUUUCCAAUGGAUGGUGCACGUGGAAUAGUCUCACCGCCCUCUGAAAGACCAAGGGGAUCAAAUGCUGUUAACGCCUUGAACCGAUUUUCUCAGAACAAUGCUCCGGAAAUGAACCAACAGUUAGAAGACAAUGCAAGAGCGGGGGCAAGGGCCACCAUGGAUAUUGCGUCAAGACUUUCAGGGAUUCCAGGCAUUAGACAGGAAGUCCCCAGGAGUGAACUUGGACGGAUUCAGUUAGUGACGACUAAUCCAAGGACCAGAAGGACCUUCCGAGAGUCCGCAGAACCAUUUUGUUUGCAUCCUCCGAGAUGUAAUCCUGUGUAUCCCUACAGAACGGCGGACGGUUCCUGCAACAAUCUGUACAAUACUCUUCUCGGCAAAUCCUUUACUCCCCAGUCCAGGAUCCUCCCGAAUGCCUACGAUGACAGUAAGUUUUAA